AUUCUCUUCAGCUGCAGAGAAGAACGGUGCCACAAUGUCUUGGGACUAAAACCUGGAUUUCACACCUCUAGUUUGCUCUUCCUUUGUUCAAAAUCACUCCUCAAUGGAUCUUUUAAGGACGCAUACAUUUCUGAUUCUGUUGCGUUUAGGACAUUGAGGUACACUUUUGACAUCACACCCGUCCACUUUUCUCUUCUGCACGGAUCCAAAAGUUGGAAAAGGCCUCACCAUCACUUUGGGACUUUUAGCACCACAGGUGUCAAUCCCAAGUGGUAAACGGUGAAGGAGGAUGACAAGUGGCAUCUAGUGGAUACUUUUUUCUCGUUUUCUUUAUAAGAACUUCUGAGCGACUAGGAUUUUGUUUUGGGAUAAAAGAAAAAAACCCACAGAAAAUAUGCCUUUUGAUUUUGCAGGUUUGAAAAAUCAGGUGCUAAAACCUGGGAAGGAGGAGGUCAAGAAUACUGUGGGGGAUUCUUUAGGAAAGCUGCAGAGGAAAAUGGACGGUAGUAAUGUUGAGGAUGAGGAAAACAUUGAACUGACAGAAGAUGGACGGCCGGUGGCGUCAGCGCCACUUCCUGCCCCCCUGCUGGACUGCAGCUGCGGUGGUCUGCCCAAGCGCUACAUCAUUGCCAUCCUCAGCGGCCUGGGCUUCUGCAUCUCCUUUGGCAUCCGAUGCAACCUGGGCGUGGCCAUUGUAGAGAUGGUGAACAACAACACAGUCUAUAUUAACGGGACGCGAGUGAUUCAGAAAGCUCAGUUUAACUGGGAUCCAGAGACCGUGGGGCUGAUCCACGGGUCCUUCUUUUGGGGCUACAUCGUCACUCAGAUCCCAGGCGGAUUCAUCUCCAACAAGCUGUCUGCAAACAGGGUUUUUGGGGCUGCCAUUUUUCUAACAUCAGUGCUGAACAUGUUCAUCCCAUCAGCUGCCAGGGUGCACUACGGCUGUGUUAUGUUUGUACGCAUCUUGCAGGGGUUAGUGGAGGGGGUCACCUACCCAGCCUGUCACGGGAUGUGGUCCAAGUGGGCUCCGCCUCUCGAACGUAGUCGCCUGGCGACCACAUCAUUCUGCGGUUCCUACGCCGGAGCGGUAAUCGCCAUGCCUUUAGCUGGAAUUCUGGUGCAGUAUGUCGGCUGGUCUUCAGUCUUCUAUCUUUACGGCGUGUUUGGGAUCCUGUGGUAUAUCCUAUGGCUCCUCCUGGCUUAUGGGAGUCCUGCUCAACAUCCCACAAUCACACAGGAGGAGAAGAUGUACAUCGAGGCUGCCAUCGGCGAAACAGCCAACCAACUGAGUGCUACAGAGAAAUUCAAGACCCCAUGGCGUCGUUUCUUUACCUCCAUGCCGGUCUAUGCUAUCAUUGUGGCAAACUUCUGCCGCAGCUGGACCUUCUACCUGCUCCUUAUCAGCCAGCCGGCAUACUUCGAGGAAGUGUUUGGCUUCCCCAUCAGCAAGGUGGGGAUCUUGUCCGCCGUUCCCCAUAUGGUGAUGACAAUCAUCGUCCCUAUCGGAGGGCAAUUGGCGGAUUUCUUACGAAGUAAAAAAAUUAUGUCAACAACAAAUGUGAGGAAACUCAUGAACUGUGGAGGAUUUGGUAUGGAGGCCACUCUUCUGCUGGUUGUAGGAUUUUCUCACACGCGAGGAGUCGCCAUUUCCUUCCUUGUGCUGGCUGUAGGCUUCAGUGGAUUUGCCAUUUCAGGUUUUAAUGUCAACCAUUUGGAUAUUGCUCCUCGUUAUGCCAGCAUCUUGAUGGGCAUUUCCAAUGGAGUUGGAACGCUGUCUGGAAUGGUGUGCCCCCUUAUUGUUGGAGCUUUGACUAAAAACAAGACUCGUUUGGAGUGGCAGCAUGUCUUCAUUAUUGCCUCCAUGGUGCAUUACACAGGAGUCAUCUUCUAUGCCAUCUUUGCGUCAGGGGAGCAGCAGGACUGGGCCAACCCCGAGAGCCUGAGUGAGGAUAAAUGCGGCAUUAUCGAUGAGGAUGAGCUGGCGGAGGAGUCAGAACUUUCCAACGACGGUGGCCUGGCUUCCAAAAAGAGCUACGGAACCACAGACAAUUCAUACGGUCAAAAACAGGGAUGGAAAAAGAAGAGAGGGGUCACCAUGGAGGGGGAGGAGGAACACUGUGGUAACGGGGACUACAAUGAUGGGUACCAGUGAGACAUCAUGCGGAUUACAAUUAGAGGACUUCCAGAACACGCGGAUGAAACUGAAGGUCUGAUUUCACACCGGAGGAGGAGGAGUACAAGGGAAACAACAGGAGCUGCAGCAUCAAAAGCACCCCAAGAUAGUCUUUUUCAGCUUUCAGUGAAGAAUGUACAAUACUGUACAAUUGUUUCAGACCUUCUGUAAUUUCUGAAUACUUUGUUUCCAGAAAGCCAGGCAAUAUGCUAGUUGACAACAACCACAGAACAAGAGAUUAUCACUUGCUACUCUACUAACAAUCACAGUCUGGCUCCUUGGAAGCAAAACAUAAAGAAAUGAGGGUUGACUUAUGUUUUGCACAGUACUUUGGUUACCUGAUUUGUACCAAAAUGUGAAAAAAAGCAAAUAUUUGACAUUAUUUUAAAUUAGAGAGCCACUGGAAAGACAGAAUGUGUCUACCACAAAAACUGCAACUAAGUUACAUAUUUUACAUCUGUUUUGUACAAUCCAGCACCACACUGAAAAACAACACAUAUAUGAGCAACACAUAUCAACUUCCAAACCAAUCUUUUCUUUUCCUGCAGGUGACGCUGAUUGGAGUUUAUGUUAAUCCAUGUGGACAGUCCAUGAGAUGUUUUGUGUCAGCUAUGCAACCUGAAAAAACCUGGAGGAAUGUAAAGAUUAGACCUCAGUAGACCACACUCUUUAUGGUGUCAGUCUUAUUAGGGUUUCCAGUGUAUAUCUGCUGUUGCUGAAUGGUUGCACUGAGUUACUGCUUUGCUUCUUUGAGCAGGUUUUAGUUCACCAUACGCUUGGAAAUAAUCUUUAAAUCAAUUAUUAUUUACAGAGCUUUGGGCUCCAUCUUUUAAUUCGACAAAAUGAAUGUUGAAUGUUUUUUUUUUCUUUCCCUUUUUGUCUACAUGGAGAUCCAGUUAGAAACAUAAAGUAUUUUGCUAUAAUCACGAAAGAAUGUGUAAAAUGCUCAACAAAGAAAAUGUGCUGUAAGUUUUAACUUUAUAGGCUUGAUUUGCACACAAACACAUCUGGUGUAAAAACAAAUAACUGCAUUAUUGAAGAUUAUUGAUAUGGUUUAUGGAUUACACCAUGAAAGGCUUUUAAGGCUCUGGAUUAAGAGAUAAUGUUUAUGUGAAUGAUGAACAUGUUUUUUCCUUUGUGAAAUCACGGAAACUUAAAAAAGACUUUAUAAAAUGACUAAUUGCUUGGUUAUUGAAAUGGAAACUGAAUUGAAAGUUUACCUAUUAAUCAAUAUAUUCAGUUAUAAUUCAUUGAAUUGCAGGAUGGCAUUCGCUGCCCUUUGCAUAUUGUUCUCCACCUCCACACAGGACUCUUAGAAUAAAAGCCUUAAAUAUCCUCAAAGAACCCGCAGCAAGCUCUUGCUACUGUUAUUAUUAAAGUGCCUAUGUAAUCAUAAAGAGGCUGCAUAAGAGUAUUUUUCAUGGGAUGUGUGUAAGGAGGUAAUAUUUACUCUCUAAGAAAACAGCAAAGCCAGGCUGAGGUUUUCCAGAGUGAAGGCAGAAAAGAAGCAAGAUUUCGUAAAUGAUGUUUUUCAGACGGGAGGGUCUUUAAAAAACAGGAGAAAACGUAAAGGCUGAUGUUGGAUGAAACUCUGCAACAUGACAAAAAAAAAA
Messenger RNA from Xiphophorus hellerii (green swordtail), 3786 nucleotides. It is a transcript of the gene slc17a8, whose product is annotated as solute carrier family 17 member 8. Gene Ontology annotation, molecular function: L-glutamate transmembrane transporter activity; neurotransmitter transmembrane transporter activity. Gene Ontology annotation, biological process: regulation of synapse structure or activity; transmembrane transport; synaptic transmission, glutamatergic. Gene Ontology annotation, cellular component: excitatory synapse; synaptic vesicle membrane. Bases 395 to 2152 code for a protein of 585 amino acids. Lineage: Eukaryota; Metazoa; Chordata; Actinopteri; Cyprinodontiformes; Poeciliidae. The transcript has 12 exons. The record is from RefSeq and is a predicted model, not a curated record.